Sodiomyces alkalinus F11 is the source of this 399-nucleotide messenger RNA. RefSeq lists its product as hypothetical. The transcript is spliced from 3 exons. The record is from RefSeq and is a predicted model, not a curated record. The coding region runs from base 1 to 399 and encodes 132 amino acids. NCBI's taxonomy places the organism in Eukaryota, Fungi, Ascomycota, Sordariomycetes, Glomerellales, Plectosphaerellaceae.
AUGGUCGUGCAAUAUCUGACCAUGAGCCUCUCGAUGCACAUGGAGGACGCCUUGCUAACGGAUGCUAUCAUAUUGCAGGUCUUCGAGACAGCGAAGACUACCCAUUUAACAAUCCGCGACUUGGCCUUUGGCGUUUCAAAGGCCGCCCCGAUCAAGACGGCUCCCGUGGCCGAGAUCUUCGUUAGUGAUCAAGAUUUCAGCCUCCGAAACUACUUCCACAUCCACACGCUCGACCUCUUCUUCGGCGGUUUGCAUUACCAGACGCCCCCCGUCGCUUCCCACCCCCACCAGCUGCCGCAUAGGACGGGUUCUGAGCCUCUUCCUCUCGCCGAGGGAGAGUCGAGGAGGCCUCGUCAAGUCGCUGAGGGACCAGCUUGCUACCGUUUCCGACCCCCAUAA